AUGGCAGGCUCUGUGUUGUACGGCCUUGUUGGCCUCCUCGCUUGGGGACAAGUGAUCAACGCCCAGGACAUUAUUACCGAUGAUACCGUCUUCUACGGCCAAAGCCCACCGGUAUACCCAAGCCCGAAUGGCACUGGCAGCGGCGAUUGGGGCGAGGCAUAUACCAAGGCAAGAGCUUUUGUUGGACAGUUGACUCUCGAGGAAAAGGUCAACCUGACCGGCGGAAUCACCUCGUCAACUGGCUGCUCGGGCUUCAUUGCCUCCAUCCCGCGCCUUAAUUUCCCAGGGCUGUGUCUCUCCGACGCAGGCAACGGCUUGCGGAGCGCAGACUACGUCUCCGCGUGGGCAGCUGGCUGGUCUGUCGGCGCGUCCUGGAACCGAGCAUUGGCCCAUGAGCGUGCUGUCGGAAUGGGCCAAGAGUUCUACAAGAAAGGGUCCAAUGUUAUGCUAGGUCCAGUUGUCGGUCCUCUAGGUCGGAUCGCGUCCAGCGGAAGGAAUUGGGAAGGGUUCUCAAAUGACCCAUAUCUGACGGGCCAACUCGCCUACGAGACUGUUGUGGGGGUGCAGUCCACCGGUGUUAUUACCAGCGUAAAGCACUUCAUCGGCAACGAACAGGAGACAUAUCGCAAUCCUGAUGGCAAUGUCUCCUCCGUGUCGUCCAACAUCGACGAUAAGACUAUUCACGAGUUGUACCUUUACACCCAGAACGGCCUCUUGAAGACGGAACUCGGGUUCCAGGGCUUUGUCGUGUCGGACUGGUUUGGCCAGCACUCUGGCGUUGCGUCGGCGCUUGCCGGUCUUGAUAUGGUUAUGCCCAGCGGGGCCACAUAUUGGGGAUCCUACCUGGUUGAAGCAGUGAACAACGGUUCAGUGCCCGAGGUGAGGUUGGAUGACAUGGCAACACGGAUCAUUGCGGCAUGGUACCAGAUGGGCCAGGACUCCAGUGAUCUUCCUGAGCCAGGCUCUGGAAUUCCCGAGGAUUUGUCCCAGCCACACACGAGGGUGAUCGGAUGGAACGCCUCCUUCAAGGAUACCCUCUACCGAGGUGCGCUCGAAGGUCACGUUCUCGUGAAGAACGAGGGCGCCUUGCCGCUCAAGUCUCCCGAACUCAUCUCCGUUUUCGGAUAUUCCGCCAAGACACCAGACCAGUAUAACUACGGUGUAUUUGGUUUCAACGGCGGCUCAUAUCCACUGGCGUACGGCUUGGACUACAACGGGACAGGCAGCUUUAUAAGUGGCGUCACAUCUGGCAUUGCACGGAACGGUACAAUCAUCUCGGGUGGAGGCUCUGGGGCGAGCCAACCUCCGUGGAUUUCCUCUCCCUUCCAGGCGCUUACAGAGCGAGCGCAAGAAGACCUAACCGCACUGUACUGGGACUUCCACAGCACCAACCCGUAUGUCGAUGCCACCUCCGACGCUUGCAUUGUCGACGUCAACGUUUUUGCUACAGAGGGCUCAGACAGGCCGAGUCUGAGGGACGAUUACACGGACAGUAUCAUACUGAACGUGGCCGCUAAUUGCAGCAACACAAUUGUCAUCUUCCAAAACUCGGGCGUCCGGCUCGUGGAUCAGUUUAUCGACCACCCGAAUGUGACCGCGCUGAUCUUUGCGCACGUUCCGGGGCAGGACAGCGGCAAGGCGCUCGUGUCGCUGCUGUACGGCGACGAGAACUUCAGCGGCAAGCUCCCGUACAGCGUGCCGCGGAACGAGAGCGACUACGCGGGUCUGCAGAACGCCACGCAGCCUGACGGAAUCUACGCGCUCUUCCCGCAGAGCGACUUCUCAGAAGGCGUGUACAUCGACUACCGCGCUUUCGAUGCCAAGAACAUCACGCCCCGGUACGAGUUUGGUUUCGGUCUGAGCUACACCAGCUUCGAGUUCGGCGACUUGGCCUCUUCAAAGGCCUCAAAUGUCAGCACCGACUCGUAUCCCACCGGCGAGGUGGUCGAGGGCGGGCAAGUUGACCUGUGGGAUGUCGUGGCCACCGUAUCCGCGACGGUGACGAACACGGGCAACGUAACAGGCGCCGAGGUUGCACAGCUAUAUGUGGGGAUUGAGGGUGGCCCCGUCAAGCAGCUGCGCGGGUUUGAGAAGCUAGUUCUGGAGCCGGGCCAGAGCUCGACGGUGGAGUUCCCGUUGACAAGACGAGACCUGAGCACGUGGGACGUCACGGCGCAAAAGUGGCUGCUGCAGAAGGGAGACUACCCGCUCUACGUAGGAUCGAGCAGUCGGGACCUGCCGCUGACAGGCACUUUGACGAUCUAG
Diaporthe citri is the source of this 2265-nucleotide messenger RNA. RefSeq lists its product as uncharacterized. Gene Ontology annotation, biological process: glucan catabolic process. Gene Ontology annotation, molecular function: beta-glucosidase activity. The record is from RefSeq and is a predicted model, not a curated record. Bases 1 to 2265 code for a protein of 754 amino acids. The transcript is spliced from 5 exons. NCBI's taxonomy places the organism in Eukaryota, Fungi, Ascomycota, Sordariomycetes, Diaporthales, Diaporthaceae.